AGUUCAAGGAGGCGUUCUCACUCUUCGACAAGGAUGGGGAUGGCACCAUCACCACCAAGGAACUGGGCACCGUCAUGCGCUCCCUGGGCCAAAACCCCACCGAGGCCGAGCUGCAGGACAUGAUCAACGAGGUGGACGCUGCUGGCAAUGGCACCAUUGACUUCCCCGAGUUCCUCACCAUGAUGGCGAGGAAGAUGAAAGACACGGACAGCGAAGAGGAGAUCCGUGAAGCUUUCCGUGUUUUCGAUAAGGACGGCAAUGGGUACAUCAGCGCGGCAGAGCUGCGGCAUGUCAUGACCAACCUGGGGGAGAAGCUGACGGACGAGGAGGUGGAUGAGAUGAUUCGCGAGGCUGACAUCGACGGCGAUGGACAGGUCAACUACGAGGAGUUUGUGCAGAUGAUGACAGCGAAGUGA
Molecule: messenger RNA, 416 nt
Organism: Cariama cristata (Red-legged seriema)
Lineage: Eukaryota; Metazoa; Chordata; Aves; Cariamiformes; Cariamidae
Product: calmodulin-like
Exons: 4
Molecular function (GO): calcium ion binding
Source: RefSeq, a predicted model, not a curated record